Messenger RNA from Betta splendens (Siamese fighting fish), 3924 nucleotides. It is a transcript of the gene aacs, whose product is annotated as acetoacetyl-CoA synthetase. Bases 201 to 2231 code for a protein of 676 amino acids. The transcript is spliced from 18 exons. Gene Ontology annotation, molecular function: acetoacetate-CoA ligase activity. The record is from RefSeq and is a predicted model, not a curated record. Gene Ontology annotation, cellular component: cytosol. NCBI's taxonomy places the organism in Eukaryota, Metazoa, Chordata, Actinopteri, Anabantiformes, Osphronemidae. Gene Ontology annotation, biological process: positive regulation of insulin secretion; lipid metabolic process.
GUGGCCUCCGAGUUUUGCCUGAAGCCUCACGCCUGUCUGUGACAGUUGCUGGCUGUCGCACAGCGUAAGCCCGAGGCCAUUCAAACUAAGUAGCUGUCCGGUGAUUUAAUUUAGGACCAACUCGCACCUCUCGGGCACAGUUGGCUUCAACACGACGCUCGCAGUUCACCGUAAACGGCCGACAGAGGGACGCAGCAAGCAUGUCCAAAGACACGGAAAGAAAGAGCGAGAAAAUCAUGGACGUGGAGAACAAGGUGUUGUGGUAUCCGGACUCCAAGAGGAACACACACAUGGAUACGUUUAGGACACAGGUCAACGCGAACUACGGACUUAAUCUGGUCAACUACAGUGACCUGUACCAGUGGUCGGUGGACAGCUACCCCGAGUUCUGGGCUGAGGUUUGGCGCUUCUGUGGAGUAGUCAGCUCCAAAUCAUAUGAAGAGGUGGUGGAUGCAUCUAAACAGAUCUCAGAUGUUCCAGAGUGGUUUAAAGGGGCUCGGCUCAACUACGCAGAGAACCUGCUCAAACAUGCAGACCAGGACAAGGUAGCGCUGUAUGCUGCAAGGGAGGCAAAGGAUGAGAUUGUGAAGGUGACGUUCGGGCAGCUGAGGCGUGAUGUGGCCCUGUUUGCAGCAGCCAUGAGGAGGAUGGGAGUCCGGACAGGAGACAGGGUCGUCGGCUACCUUCCCAACGGUGUCCAUGCAGUGGAGGCCAUGUUGGCGGCAGCCAGCAUCGGGGCCAUUUGGAGCUCCACGUCUGUUGACUUUGGAAUCAAUGGCGUUCUUGACCGGUUUUCUCAAAUCCAACCCAAACUGAUCUUCUCUGUUGCUGCGGUGGUUUACAAUGGCAAAACACACGACCAUAUGGAAAAGCUCAUCAACGUAGUUAAAGGUCUACCUGACCUUCAGAGAGUAGUAGUGAUUCCCUAUGCUCGCACCAAACAAGAGACAGACCUCUCAAAGAUUCCCAACAGUGUGUUUAUUGAUGACUUCUUGGCAUCUGGCCGUGGUGAGGCUGACCAGUUUCCUCAGCUGGAGUUUGAGCAGCUUCCCUUCAACCAUCCUCUGUUCAUCAUGUACUCGUCUGGAACCACGGGAGCUCCUAAAUGCAUGGUCCACUCUGCUGGGGGCACACUCAUCCAACACUUGAAGGAGCACGUUCUCCAUGGCAAUAUGAGCAGCAGUGAUGUCAUCAUUUAUUACACCACGACCGGCUGGAUGAUGUGGAACUGGCUGGUGUCCUCUCUGGCAGUGGGAGCCUCGGUGGUUUUAUAUGACGGUUCACCUCUAAUGCCCACGCCCAACGUACUGUGGGACCUGGCAGACCAGCUGGGCAUCACCAUCUUUGGUACCGGGGCCAAGUGGCUGUCGGUGCUGCAGGAGAGAAACCUGAAGCCCGCUGAAACACACAACCUCCAGUCUCUCCACACCAUCCUGUCCACGGGGUCUCCCCUCAAACCUCAGAGCUACGACUACGUCUAUCGCUGUAUCAAGAACAACGUGCUUCUAGGCUCCAUCUCAGGCGGCACCGACAUAGUGUCGUGUUUCAUGGGUCAGAACCCAAUGGUUCCAGUGCAUCGCGGCGAGAUCCAGACGAGAAACCUGGGAAUGGCCGUGGAGGCCUGGGGCCUGGACGGUAAGCCCGUAUGGGGAGAGAGUGGGGAGCUCGUCUGCCUGAAGCCAAUUCCCUGUCAACCAACGCACUUCUGGAAUGACGAGAACGGGAGCAAAUACCACAAAGCAUACUUUUCUACAUAUCCUGGUGUAUGGGCCCAUGGAGACUACUGUAAAAUUAGCCCAAAGACAGGAGGCAUCAUCAUGUUGGGCAGAAGUGACGGCACACUGAACCCCAACGGGGUCCGAUUUGGCAGCUCCGAGAUCUACAACAUUGUGGAGGCCUUUGAGGAAGUGACAGACAGUCUCUGCGUUCCUCAGUACAACGCUGACGGUGAAGAGCGAGUUAUUUUGUUCCUGAAGAUGGCACCGGGCAGGCCCUUCACUCCAGACUUGGUGGCGAGGAUUAAAGGAGCCAUUAGGAAAGCUCUGUCUGCUCGACAUGUCCCCGCUCUGAUACUGGAGACCAAAGACAUUCCCUACACCAUCAGCGGUAAGAAGGUGGAGGUGGCGGUCAAACAGGUGGUUGCUGGUCGGGAGGUGGCGCAACGAGGAGCCUUCUCCAACCCCGACUCACUGGACCUCUACAAGAACAUUCCUGAACUGCAGAACUUUUAGACACGAGGCCUCGUGGAGCCCAAGCGAGGCCCUGCGAGCAUGAACCAUGUGACAAGAAUUCUGCUUAGUUGUUCAACAAAUAAUAUAAAUAAUAUAUACUAGUAAGAUAAUAAUUGUAUAUACGGUAUCUAAUAACUGGGUGACGUGUGGCAGGUGAGAGACUUUCUGUACUGCUCCGAAGGCCAGCGUGCGUUUUGAUGUUCAGGCUAUUUGCGAAUGUUGAAUGUGGAAGAGGACUCAGCUUUGGGCGACAUAUGAUGCUCACUGCACCUCAUGCUGACAAGGAACGGGGAAUUGAGCAUUCAGCGCUUCGCUUUCGCUUCAGUCUGAUUGAUAUCAGCUCAGUAAAGACGCGUAUCUGUCUGUGUCACCUGCUGUAACCCGGCGUUGGUUCUGAGAGGAUCCCAUGGGAUAAAACAUCAGCCAACAUCAGCCCAAGCUGGGACACGUGUCAUAGUAAGAUGGUGUGUGUUGCUUUAUUAGUUGUACAUAUUAAUGAAUAUAUAAAUAUUUUUGGGACUGUGAAAUCGUAUUACUAUUCUCAUAAUGCUGGUAAAGACGUUGGCCUGAUCCUGGUAAAUACAGUGAUUCACACCUUUCAGUGCAUCUUAACCAGUCAGGAGAAGAAAUAGAGAUUCCAACAUUAGCCUCAACCUUAACAAUGUUUUUUAACUCAUUUGACUUUAUUGCAUUCUCUCAGUCCAGAUAUUAAUGCUCUCCUACAUGGUUUUGUCACAUUGGCCCAUUUUAUGAAGAAGUCAGCCAAGUGAGCAAAUGUUCAUUUCAAAAUGCCUGGAUUUAUUAGUUCCAUGUGAAUGUUUUCAUAACACUAGUAAAAUGGGUUCUUUUCACGUCACCUCUUUUCUACAGAACAUCAUUUCCUUGAGCCGUGUGACAAAGCCAGAGGGUUAAUUAACGUUAUUACAGAUGGAGGGCGGGGGUUGUGGUCACUAGUAGCCGUGCUGAGCAACAUGGGUACAAACAAAACAAUCCACUGAUCACGUGGGUUCAGUUACUGCGGGCUUCAUUUCAGAAUGUGAGUCCCACACAAAGGAGUCACAGUAAAAAGUCUGAGGCCGAGGGAAGUGUUUCGUUCCAAGGCUGCAUUUUACUUCCUGGACAUUUAGUCAUUUUUAAGCGUUUUUCUUUUUUGACUUUUGAUUCAUGGCUUCCUAUUUUAAACAUGUUUGAAAUGUGAAUGUAAACGAAAUAAUAAUUGGAAAACUCUCCUCGUUAAUGUGGGAGUUGCUGCUUCGAUUGAACAAUUGUCCCCUUCAAGGUCGCCCAUGGAGUGUUUCAUGUAGUAGAGCUGCUGUGUUUCCAGUAUCGUCAUGUGAUGGGACACCGACGCCUGCAGGUGGAAGUGAUUGACAGGUGGCAGCGCUGUGCAAAGUACUGUAGCAAAGCAAGAGUGCAAACCACACUCACUCUGCUUCUGUGGAGCGGAACCAACAGGACUCCACAGGUUCUCCUUAAAGUUCCAAGAUGUUCUCUUACGGUGGCAGAAAUCCUACAUUGCUGUGCACUAUGCACUUUAGUACUGUACAUGGAUGUGUGACAUUGUUGUAGUGAAGUCUGGCGAGUUCUGCUGUUCCAUGUUGAUAAAUGCAUGUAGAUGGUUUAGUCUUUGCUUGUGUGCAGAUGUUUCUGGUAUUAAACCUGCAGUUUUGUGUGGAUCAUAUUUAAAUAUUAA